AAGACAAGGGGGACAUUUUCGACAGUCGGCUUCGAGAGGACAGUUGCAGAAACAGGAACAAGCAGAAAAACAGGAAAUAUGACACAUCCAAAAUAUCAGUGUUAUGGGAGCUGAAACACAAUGCUGUUGUGAUACAUCUGCAUGUAUUGAUAUGUCUAACAGUAUUUCCUACCUUUUACAAAGCAGAAACAAUCAUUCGGGUUUGGCUUCUGGCUGCAAACAGGCGUCUCCAGCUCUGUGUCCACUUCGGCCACGUGUUCGCUGCGGUUAAGCUGCUCUGCCAUUUUGGCUGCCAUUAGGCGCAAAGAGACGAACGCAGCUGUUAAUGGGGCAGGUGAUGUGAUGUCUGAUCUGCUGUUGUUUACCAGAGUGUGACGCCCCGCUGUGUGCUGCUGCUCGGGGGAUGCUCGGCGGACACGGAGACCACGUCUGAACACAAUGAACAGCCAAGACAAAUGGGUCACGCUGACCCCAGCUGAAUUUGCCCUCCUACAAGAAUACACUCAAUACUCAACCAAGAAGCUGAAGGAUGUGCUGCAGGAGUUCCAUGGAGAUGGAGUGCUGGCUAAAUACAACCCGGAGGAGAAGCAAGAGAUCCUCAGCCAGGAGAUUGACUUUGAGGGCUUCAAGGUCUUUAUGCAGACGUUCCUGGAGAGCGAACUCCCUGAGGAGUUCUGUCAACACCUCUUCAUGUCGUUUAGCAACAAGGGACCCAAACCCAGUCCCUCAUCUUCUGACAAACCCAGAGCCUCUGGGCUGAAGCUGAUCAAAGGGAACUCGACCCCUCUGAAGACGUCCGCUCUGCCCCAGCCUCUGGACACGGUGCAGCUGAAGGACAUCGUGUGUUACCUCUCAUUGCUGGAGGGCGGGCGUCCCGAGGACAAACUUGAGUUUAUGUUUCGCCUCUACGACACAGAUGGAAACGGGUCUCUGGACAGCUCGGAGCUGGAGCACAUUAUCUCCCAGAUGAUGCACGUAGCCGAGUACCUGGAGUGGGACGUGACUGAACUGAAACCAAUCCUCCAGGAAAUGAUGCGGGAGAUCGACUACGACCACGACGGCACAGUGUCGCUGGAGGAGUGGAUCCAGGGAGGCAUGACCACCAUCCCACUGCUGGUCCUGCUGGGCCUGGAGACGAAUGUCAAAGACGACGGGCAACAUGUGUGGAGACUGAAGCACUUCAACAAGCCGGCCUACUGUAACCUGUGUCUCAACAUGCUAAUUGGGCUGGGGAAGCAGGGACUCUGCUGCUCAUUCUGCAAGUACACAGUCCACGAGCGCUGCGUGGCUCGCGCGCCGCCAUCUUGCAUCAAAACCUACGUCAAGUCCAAGAAAAACACAGAGGUAAUGCAUCAUUUCUGGGUGGAAGGGAACUGCCCCACCAAGUGUGACAAGUGUCACAAAACCGUUAAGUGUUACCAGGGCCUGACUGGGCUCCACUGUGUGUGGUGUCAAAUCACGCUCCAUAACAAGUGUGCCUCCCAUGUGAAACCUGAGUGUGACUGCGGACCCCUGAAGGAUCACAUCCUGCCCCCCAACUCAAUCUGCCCCAUCAUCCUGGAGAGGCAGUCGACGCUGAGGAAGGACUCCCGGUCCAGCCAGUCGAGUCGAGGGAAGAUGCAGAGAGCCAAUUCAGUCACAGUGGACGGUCAAGGCCUGCAGAUCACAACAAUAGAGGGCACUCAUCCUCUGCUAGUGUUUGUCAAUCCGAAGAGCGGGGGGAAGCAGGGCGAGAGGAUUUACAGAAAGUUCCAGUAUCUUCUGAACCCGAGACAAGUGUACAACCUGGCCAAGAAUGGACCCAUGCCAGGGCUGAACUUCUUCAGAGACGUUCCUGAUUUCAGAGUGUUGGCCUGCGGAGGGGACGGCACCGUGGGCUGGAUCCUGGACUUCAUCGAUAAGGCCAACCUGGACAGGAACCCCCCCGUGUGCAUACUUCCUCUUGGCACCGGCAACGACCUGGCAAGAUGUCUGCGAUGGGGAGGAGGCUACGAGGGCGAAAGCCUCCUGAAGAUAAUGCGGGACAUCGAGAACAGUUCGGAGGUGAUGCUGGACCGCUGGAAGAUCGAUGUCACACCCACAGACAAGGACGAGCGAGGGGACCCGGUGCCUUACAGUAUAAUGAACAACUACUUCUCCAUCGGAGUGGAUGCCUCCAUCGCACAUCGUUUCCAUGUGAUGAGGGAGAAGCAUCCUGAGAAGUUCAACAGCAGAACAAAGAAUAAGCUGUGGUACUUUGAGUUCGGCACUUCGGAGACCUUUUCGGCCACAUGUAAGAAGCUCCACGACUUUCUGGAGGUUGAGUGUGAUGGGGUUACUCUGGACCUAAGCAGCAUCUCCCUGGAAGGCAUUGCCAUUCUCAACAUUCCCAGCAUGCACGGUGGCUCCAACCUUUGGGGUGAGAGCAAGAAGAGGAGGGGUAACCGCAAGGGGGGGAAGAAGAGCCAAGACAAGAGGACACCAGUGCUCGACCCCAAAGAGCUCAUGUUUGCAGCCCAAGACCUGUCUGACCAGUUGCUGGAGGUGGUGGGGCUGGAAGGAGCCAUGGAGAUGGGUCAGAUUUACACCGGCCUGAAGAGCGCUGGAAGACGCCUGGCGCAGUGCUCCUCUGUGACCAUCAGAACCAGUAAAUCCCUCCCAAUGCAGAUUGAUGGGGAACCUUGGAUGCAGACUCCCUGCACUAUUGAGAUCAUCCACAAGAACCAGGCUCCCAUGUUGAUGGGACCACCACAACGCCGAAGCUUCUUCUCCUCCAUCAUCAGGAGAACACGCACAGAGAGCAAAGACUGAUGUGUCACCAGUUCAAGGCCUUCGAGUCCUCGCGAGCAGCUGCAGAGCAGCGGUCACAAGUCGAUCAUCACUUGGCCCAUUCGUGAAAGUUGGGUCUUUGAUGCCUGUUUGAUAGCCCAGCAUACAGUAGCAAACUGUAGGUGCAGUAUGGAGACCUCCCUGAGAAGCCCUCCAUUAAUCCAAAUGAGGUGCAUUUAGAACCGAUGCUUUGAUCCGCAGUGUGUAGUGUAGUUUAGCGCCGAGAACACUGAAGCUAUUUCAGGAAGUCCAGGUUUAUAAAAGUCUUGUUUUUAUUUUCGCUGUUGUGAUCUGUGCCAUGUGGAAAAGACCCACAGAUGAAUGUGUUUUGUGAUAUGAUGUAUUUAUUUAUUUAUUCAUACUUUGCUGCUAUUGAUGUUUUUUAACAGUUUUUGCAUUUGCAUAGCCCUGAUGCAUGACGGACGGCGAACGAGGUAGCUGCUGUUGACGCUGACAUAUCAGGAGUUCGCAGCUGAUCUUUCCCAAGUGUUUAGUAAGAAGUGAAGUCUCUUUGCUCAGCAUUUCUUCAGCACGUCACUCAUGAAUGACUUCAAGUAGUGUGAAAACAGAGAGUCUCCUUUGCUUUAUUCUAAUGGCUCCUGCAAGUGAACCUCGUUGUGUUUUGAUCUGCUGUGUUGCUGCUCCGUCAGUGAAAAGAUGAGGAAUGAUUAUUGAUCUUCAUAAAAAAUGCAUGACACUCUUUGUUUCACGUCGCACGAGAGAUUUCCAGACAGUUUUGUGUGCACACUUUCCGUUGCAUGGAUGACCGAGAUCUAUUUUGACACUUGUGAUAAUUGAUCGUUUUUGAAUCUACACCUGCAGUGCUGAUCAGUUUAAUCAUAUCAUAUUUAUAUCUGUAAGAUGGCUACAUUUUUAUGAGGUCCUGCAUUUUUCUGAAGUGGUACUCAGGUACUUUUAAAGUGAAAAACAUUGAAAAGGCAACAGAAAAGGGUAGCACCCAGUCAGACCGUGUGUUGGAUAUUCACGGGAACAGUUUGACCUCCUCUGGUCAUUGAUUUGCUGUGAUGCUGUCUGCCAUUGAGUGUUUACAGUCCGUUGCUCAUACAAGCGUACAUUAACCAAUUAAAUCUUAAAUACAAAAUGACUAUUGACCACAUAUUGUACAAGCUUGAUUUAAAGAGUCAGUGCUGAAAAUCAGUCCGGUUCAAUUAUCACAUUUUUUCAGAGGCAUUUUACAACUCGUCAUGUGUGCACAUUCUGUCGAUAAAAUAAUUUAUAGUGAAAAUUUUUCAUUCAUUUUAAUUUGUUAAUUUCAUAUAGGAGUCUUACGCAAAUAAACGACAUUAUUCUGGAUGGUAAUGAUAUUGAUUCAGUGCAUUUCUGCAUUUAAAUAGUAUUUAUCUCAUACAUUCUCACCAAAGGUAAAUACGCAAACCCACAUUAACUUCAACUUCCAGGGGAUUCAUUACAGACAUACAAGUGUCAAAUACACCUGAUAAAUGUGUUGUUUUUAACAGAAUUGCACUUCUGCUCGUUUUCUGAGAAUUUUAGGCUUGACUGUUCCAGUCUGAAAAAGUGUCAUACCCCAGAGGAGGCUGAGGUCUGAUGAGUCUCCAUCUCUUUGCUUUGUACUCUGCAGCAUUUGUACAGUGAGGUUGUAUUUUUGUACACAGUAUUAUUUAUUUUCUGCUUCCUGCUUCACUCACGUUGUUCUGCCUAAAACAAAUUAUGCCUGCCAAUGUUGACCGAGAAAAGUUGUAAUGGAAAUAAAGCUUUUGUUGUUUG
Molecule: messenger RNA, 4554 nt
Organism: Scatophagus argus
Lineage: Eukaryota; Metazoa; Chordata; Actinopteri; Scatophagidae
Gene: dgkb
Product: diacylglycerol kinase, beta
Exons: 24
Coding region: 439-2790 (783 amino acids)
Biological process (GO): lipid phosphorylation; diacylglycerol metabolic process; intracellular signal transduction
Cellular component (GO): plasma membrane
Molecular function (GO): calcium ion binding; ATP-dependent diacylglycerol kinase activity
Source: RefSeq, a predicted model, not a curated record